Messenger RNA from Podarcis raffonei (Aeolian wall lizard), 3041 nucleotides. RefSeq names its product solute carrier family 26 member 8 (gene SLC26A8). Gene Ontology annotation, biological process: transmembrane transport. The record is from RefSeq and is a predicted model, not a curated record. The transcript is spliced from 21 exons. Gene Ontology annotation, cellular component: membrane. Bases 311 to 2986 code for a protein of 891 amino acids. NCBI's taxonomy places the organism in Eukaryota, Metazoa, Chordata, Lepidosauria, Squamata, Lacertidae. Gene Ontology annotation, molecular function: oxalate transmembrane transporter activity; sulfate transmembrane transporter activity; chloride transmembrane transporter activity.
AGAACGCUCAGUCCCAGUGCCAGACUGCCACUGAUGCUAUUUAAAAGAACACAGAGGUUCUAAACUGUUCUAACUGUUAGAGAGAAACGAGUAACGUAGCUACAAAAAGGAAAGUAGCAGAUCAAGGAGCUGAAUCAUCCAGAAUGAGCAUUUGUACCCCACUCUUCAGCCAAGAAGGCUCCCAGAGGGGCCUUUAAGCAGUCAUUUAAAACAAGAGAGUCCCUACCCACCAGCUUGCCUGGAAGACACAGCACAAAAGGAAAGAGGAAGGAGGAGGCAAGAAAAGCAAAUUCAGAACCACUGUGACUAAAUGGACUCAAAUGAGAAUAUUGUGAAUGAGAGACAGCCACUGAGGGUGACAUACCACAUCAGCCGAAAAGUGUACAAUGAAGAAGAAUUCCAACAAGAUCAUGACCAAAAGAUUUAUGCCACAUCCACCAGGGAAGUUGAUACCCCUCCAACAAGGCGGAAAAUCCAGUGCAGAUUCUCGUGGGUACUCUUCCGGAAGUUCAUUCUCAAUGUGUUUCCCUUUCUAAACUGGCUUUGUUCAUAUCGUGUCACUGAAUGGAUUUUAGGAGACAUACACGCUGGCAUAAAUGUAGGGAUGGUGCAGAUUUUUCAAGGGCUAUCAGGAAUAGUGAUAACCGGACUACCGCUACCAGUUAUCAAUAGUUUUUAUUCUGCAUUUUGCUGCUCUCUAGCAUAUGUCAUAUUUGGAACUUCACGUCAUAUGUCCAUUGGUUCUUUCAGCAUUUUGAAUGCAAUGGUGGCAAAUUUUCAGAACACCCUUAAUCUUAACUUAAGAAUACCAUUUAACGGAACUGUGGCCAACUUCUCAGAUGCAGCGUUUAUGGUCAGUUAUAUGGAAGUAUUAACAUACACUGCAUCUACGACAUUUUUGGUUGGGAUUAUACAGCUGUUCUUGUGCUGCAUUGGCUUGGGAUUUGUCACAACAUAUCUGUCAGAAAGUCUCAUCAAUGCUUACCUCACUGCAGCAGCGCUACAUGUUAUUAUCUCCCAGUUCUCCUUCAUUUUUGGGAUUGUAAUUGACUUCCAUUCAGGACCCUUGGCAUUUUUUUACAACUUGGUGUAUUAUUGCAUGGGCCUCCCAAAAGCUAAUUCCACCAGUAUACUGCUCUUCUUGCUAUCUGUACUAAUGCUGAGAGUCAGCAAAUGCAUUAAGAUAACUUACAAACAUAGUCCCGUUGAGUUUCCUAUGGAGCUUCUUUUGAUUAUUGUGUUUACCAUACUUUCCACCCACACCCAUAUGUACGCUGAAUCCAGUAUGGGAGUUUUUUCAAUGGCCCCCCAGAGAUUUCUGCAUCCUACAUUACCUGACUUUUCAAACCUGAAAAAGAUUUUAUUGCACGCUUCAUCCCUGGCCAUAGUGAGCUAUUUUCUUCUCAUCUUUGUGGCAAAGAAGUAUGGAAAUAUCCACAACUAUCACAUCAGACACACUCAGGACUUGAUGGCAAUUGGGCUAUGCAAUGUCACCAGUUCAUUUUUUAAAAGUUUUGCUGUCAGUUGUGCUCUUUCUACAACUGUUAUUCAGGAGAAGACAGGUGGAAAAACUCAGCUUGCAGCUCUCAUUGGAGUUUCCUUAAUGUUGGCAGUUGUGUUAAAGCUGGGAACCUACUUCCAGUACCUUCCUAAUGCUGUUGUGGCUGCUAUUGUACUGGUCAACAUGUUCCCAUUUCUUGAAAAAUUUAUGGAUGUCCCUUUCUUGUGGAGGCAAGAUAAAUAUGAUUUUGGCAUUUGGAUUGUGACCUUUCUGUCUGUAAUCUGUCUUGGUCUGGAUAUUGGCUUGGGAAUUUCUAUGGGAUUUGCCUUCUUCAUAAUAAGUGUGCGGUCACACAGAAUGAAGAUGAUGACACUGGGUCAGAUUCCAAACACCAAUAUUUAUCGCAGUUUUUCUGACUAUGCUGAGGCUAUAGAGAUUCAGGGGGUAAAAAUGUUCCAGUGCUGUGCCUCCAUUUCAACUGCAAAUAUGAAACAUUUCAAAUCCUACAUUUUACAUAAGAUGGACCUGAAGGCUGUGCCACUUGAUGAAAAUGAAAUGAGAGCUUUGAUCUCAGUCAGUAUGUCUAGCGUUAGACAGAAAAAGGAUUUAAAUUGUACCUGUGUUUGUGAGCCACCUGAACCAUUACCAAGGGUACCUUACACAGAGAAGCUUCUAAGGCGGGUUCGUACAGCUAAUGAGAUAUCAUCUGCUUCUUCUUUGGCAUUAAUACGCUGGUCAAGAAUUGAGAGCAGAUACCCUUCUGAGAUUCAUUACAUAGAAAGGGAAACAGGACAGGAGUAUGUAAAGAGGAAAGAAGAUCUCAACAGGUUAUGGUUUUGCUCAAACCCCCCUGUCACGAGAUCCACAACGCAUUUGCACCCACUUGAAUCAGAGACAUCCACUUACAUGAUCCACACCAUUAUUUUAGACUUCAGUAUGGUACACUUUGUAGAUCUACAAGCUUCCUAUUUGUUACGAGAGCUGUGUCACGCAUUUCAGAAUAUUGGCAUCACACUCCUGAUAGCUGCCUGUCAUCCCACUGUAAUAAGGACCUUUGAAAAGCAUGACUUUUUUGACCAGUGUGUUACUAAAGCACGGUUCUUUCCAACCUUACACGACGCAGUACUCUAUGCAGUGGAGCCAGAACUCUUGGAAGAGACUGUGCCAGUGGAACCUAGUAUUAUCCUGCCUGAGGAAGUGUUGGCUGAAGUAACUCUAAAUGAGGAAAAGGAUAGGAGUCAACACUCAGGGAGGAGUCCUCAUUCAGAUAGGAGGAGCAUGCAGUCCAAUGGGAACAGAGAAACUACCUCAAUCAAAAGUGCACGGAGCGAAACUUACAUUGAUGAGCCCAUAUCAGAUCUUUUCCGCACUUAUUCUCUCCAGAGUGAUAUAGAGGCACUCCCUCAGCGUGAAACAUCUCCCAUUGAGGAAGAUGAAGAUGAUCAAGACUGGGAUGGAAAAUGGAAAUAUAACAGUGAUGUCUAAAUUAUGAGAUCUAUUAGAAUUAGCUACAUUAAAAAAUGGUGCAUAUGUGACAUGA